Nicotiana attenuata is the source of this 3127-nucleotide messenger RNA. RefSeq names its product synaptonemal complex protein 1-like. Gene Ontology annotation, biological process: reciprocal meiotic recombination. NCBI's taxonomy places the organism in Eukaryota, Viridiplantae, Streptophyta, Magnoliopsida, Solanales, Solanaceae. The coding region runs from base 274 to 2925 and encodes 883 amino acids. The record is from RefSeq and is a predicted model, not a curated record. The transcript is spliced from 19 exons.
AAUGUUCAUUCUCACAGACUCGAGUUCAACUGAGAGGAAUCGCAGGCGACGAUCUCUUCGAGAUUCCUUUUCUGGAAUUUUCUUCUCCGAUACAGUUUCUUACUCAACACGAAAACGAAAAGCUAAGUUCACAGAACCGAUCGCUUGGAUUUUUUCGAUUUUUAGGGUUUUACAUCCUUGCUUUGUGAUCGAUUAGGCCACAAAAAUCAACGUAAUAGGAUUCCUAUUUCGUGUAUAUAGGGGAAUUCGGCGAUUAUUUGCGUUUUUUAGAAAAUGAGUAAGCUUUUAGGAUUAUCAGGCAUGAAAGGCCGGGAUAACUUCAAAUCGCUGGCCGGAGUUGGUUUAGGAGCUGCGAAAGCCAUGCCGAUAACGACGCGCAUGUCCGCUGACAUGGUUUCUUCUGGAAGUUUUGCGAAUUUGAAGCUGACAGCAGAGAAAUUGGUGAAGGAGCAAGCUUCUGCUAAAACUGAUCUGCAAUUGGCGAACUCUAAAUUGAAGAAGUUGAUUGAAGAUAUUCAUAUGCUGGAAGAAAAGUUGCAAAAUGCGUACAAUGAAAAUGCUAAGUUGAAAGUGAAGCAGAAAGAAGACGAGAAGCUUUGGAAAGGACUGGAAUCUAAAUUUUCUUCAACAAAGACCUUGUGUGAUCAGCUAACUGAAACUUUACAGCACCUAGCUGGUGUAGUUCAGGAUGCUGAAAAAGACAAGGCAUCUUUUGAAGAUAGACGAUCUGCAACUUCUGUUGUUAUUGAUAACUUGCAGGACAACAUGAAAGCCCUCUCUUUGAGGCUGGAAUCCUCUGAAGAAACUGUUAGAAAUUGUGAAAGGGAGCUGAAUGAACUCGGUAUCGAGAAGGAGAAAAUGGAGAACUCUUUCAGGGUUGAACAGAGCAAAAGUAUCAGUGUAAUUGAGGAGAAAGAUGCCACGAUCAAGGAAUUUGAAGCUACUGUAGCAGCUAAUGGACUUGCAGUGGAGAAUUUGAAGUCCAAGUUGGAAGAGUUACAUCUCGAAUCAAGAUUAAAAGAAGAUGAACUGGAGGACUUGAGGAAUGUCAAAAAGAAUUUGGAGAAAGAAAGAAGUGAUUUGGUAUCUAGAAAUAGCAACUUUGCUAAACAAUUAGAUACAUCACAUCAGGAGAUAAAGAACCUUAAUGAGUUUGUGAAUGAAAUGGUGAUAAAGUUUACUCAUUUGGAUAGUCAAAGUCUCGUCUUUGCGGAGAAGAUAGUUCAGCUUAAUGCUUUAUUUGACGCUGGAUUUGAAAUGAUGAGAGAGAAGGGGGAACUUGCUGCUCGGCAUGCUCAACGAAAGUUUGACAAGCUCCAGGAUCAAUAUACAAGCGUUACAUCAAAGAAAAAUUCUCUAGAGCUAGCUAAUAAGGACUUGAAGGACAAAGUCUCUGCACUUCAGAACGAGCAAGAACGUGCAAUGGUGCAGCAUGCUGAAGAAUCCCGUUUAGCAGAAGAUCGGAUUAGAAAAUUAGAGUCUGAAGCAGAACUGCUUCUUUCCAAGAAGAUGGAGAUGGAAGUGCUGAUUAGCAAGCUGCAGGAGAAUGUUGUCGCUUUAUCAGAAAGUUCAAAACUAUCGGAGAAUGAAAUGCAAAAUUUAUUGGUGAAACUCUCUGAGAUGGAAACAGAAAACAAGGACCAUAUUGAAAAGCUUCAAUCAGACAUGCAGAAAAAGGAAGAUGAAAUCCAUCUUUUACGCAAGGAAAUUGACAAGUAUACAGAAACAGUGGAAUCACUGGAAAAGCAUGUUGCAGAGAUUAACAAUAAAUUGGAGGAGAAAGAUAAGCUUGUUCAGGAACUUCAGGACAGGCAGAAACAAUUGGAAGCUGAGAGAGAAAAGAUUCAAGCAUCUUUGCUUGCUGCUGAAAGCAACCUUGCAGAAGCUAAAAGGCAGCACGAUCAGAUGUUAGAAAGCAAACAACCAGAACUUUCUAGGCAUUUAAAGGAGUUAUCUCAGAAAAAUGAUCAGGCCAUCAGUGACAUCCGGAGGAAGUAUGACUUGGAGAAGUUGGAAAGUAUCAAUCUAGAGAAGGAGAAGGCUGAAAAAAUUGUUGGAGAGAUGGAAAGAAACUGUGAGUUAAAGCUGUUGGAAUGCAGAGAAGAAUCUAAUCAGAACUUGAAGCAUGUACAGGAAGAACAUGCUGCUUUGGUAUGUAAUAUUCAACAAGAGCACAGCAAGAAGGAAAUGAGUCUUGUUUCCAGUCACAAUGAAGAGCUAAAACGUGUCCGACUUCAGUAUGAAAAUGAACUGAGAGAAAAAACAAGUUCGAUGAGGAAUGAGCAUGAAGCUCAGUUAAGAGCUCUGAGACUUGAGCUUGAGGAUGAAUGCAGAAGACUGCAGGAGGAGUUGGAUAUGCUGAAGUCUAAAGAGGAGAAACAGAGGGCUCUGUUGCAGUUGCAAUGGAAAGUAAUGGGAAAUAAUCCGGAAGAGGAAGAAGUGACUUCAAAGAAGAAGCACUCUGGGUCAUUGACCAAAAGAAACCAAUCUGAUAGUUGCAAAAGGGGCCAGCUUGCACCGGUGAGAGAUGAAGCUAAGGAUGUGGAUGCACAUUAUCUGGAAGGAAGUCAAACGCCUGUAUCAAAUUUGUUGAGGAAAGUGGAGAAGGUGAAUACAGGAAGUGUUAUUAGUAUGCCCAAACAUAGUAGGAAGGUGACCCAUCAUGAAUAUGAAGUUGAAACCACAAAUGGCAGAACAAUCACAAAACGAAGAAAAACGAAAAGCACAGUCAUGUUUGAUGACCCAUCAAAGAACAAGAAGAAAAGGACACCAAAAGUGAAGACUCCCAGAGAGGUUAUCAGGAGCAUUAAAGGAGGAGGUCAUCCGAAACCUGCAAACAUAGGUGAAGAUGCAGAGCUUCCUAGAGAAUCUGAAACUUUGAACUGGAAAUGUGUGUGUGCUGAUUCUUUGAUUGCAGACUUAUAGCUGGCUGCUUUCCACAUUGCAAGGAACUAGAAGUUUACUUCCCCCAAAAAUAAAAGACUGUAUAUAACUGCAAUUAAUGAGUGAAAAAAUUCUGGGGGAAAUAAUGUGAUUAGAGCCCGGUUGGAGAGGACGUGCACCAGUGUAAAGUCACCAGUUGCGUAGAACUACAUAUAUUUUUGUUAUGUGCUUCCAAACUGCAUUA